Penicillium taxi is the source of this 609-nucleotide messenger RNA. RefSeq lists its product as uncharacterized. Lineage: Eukaryota; Fungi; Ascomycota; Eurotiomycetes; Eurotiales; Aspergillaceae. The transcript is spliced from 2 exons. The record is from RefSeq and is a predicted model, not a curated record. Bases 1 to 609 code for a protein of 202 amino acids.
AUGUCUUCCUCUAUCCUACACCAGUGUCCCUUUUGCAAUCAUGUUUCCGAUAUUUCUCUUUCUCUACCUGAGUUCAUCGAGAACCCACACUGCAACCAGUGUGGUCUAUCUGCAUCCGAAAGCACCGAGAAAUUACAUGAGCUGGCAGCUCUCUUUGACCAGAUGACGAUGUGCCAAGUGCAACCCGAGUGUCAACCGCCGCCCAUCUCCUACAGUAUUUCGCGACACUAUCAUCACUCCUCCCACAUAAUUCCCCAGAACCCCACCCCCACAAACGGCACCAAGGGCCCAAUCAUUAGCCCAAAAUCGAUUUCUCCGCCAGCCGAGGACCUGGAGAUUGAGAUGAAGAUGGACAUAUCGGAGGAGGUCGCAGUGGAUCACAAGGAAGAGGCUGAACCCUACAUGGUUUCCGGCUACAACGCUUACACCCUACCCAAGGAACCCACGACUGGGGAAACCUAUACUUCAGCUACAGAUCCCGUGUACCAAUCUCGUCACUGGUGGGAAAACACUCAAAUGGGGAUGGAACCGCAGUAUGUGGCAUUUGAGGAGAGAAAUCGGGAUUAUGUAGCCGGUGAUAUGCAGACUCGUUGGAUGGGUCCGAAUUAA